Messenger RNA from Triticum aestivum (bread wheat), 1636 nucleotides. Its product is annotated as homeobox-leucine zipper protein HOX21. The record is from RefSeq and is a predicted model, not a curated record. Bases 119 to 1138 code for a protein of 339 amino acids. Gene Ontology annotation, biological process: positive regulation of DNA-templated transcription. Gene Ontology annotation, cellular component: nucleus. The transcript is spliced from 3 exons. Gene Ontology annotation, molecular function: sequence-specific DNA binding; DNA-binding transcription factor activity, RNA polymerase II-specific. Lineage: Eukaryota; Viridiplantae; Streptophyta; Magnoliopsida; Poales; Poaceae.
UCUCUCCCCCUCUCAGUUUCUCUCUCUCACACACACACAGCUCUCUCUCUCUCUCUCUCCUCCUCUCCCUCUCUCAAAUACUCCCCAUGCCCAUCGCCGUCCUCCUUUGAAGAAGCCAAUGGCCAGCAAUGGCAUGGCGUCCUCUCCCUCCGCCUUCUUCCCUCCGAAUUUCCUCCUCCACAUGCAGCAAGCACCGCCGCAGCAUGACCCCUCCCAAGAACACCACCAGCAGCACCACCACCACCACCACCAUGAGCACCACCUCCCUCCCCCCCAUCCCCAGCACAACCCCUUCCUCCCCUCCCCCCAAUGCCCCUCCCUCCAGGACUUCCGCGACGGUCUGUCGCCAAUGCUGGGGAAGCGCCCGGCGAUGUACGGGGGCGGCGGCGACGGGGGCUGCGGCGGCGACGAGGUGACGGGCGGAGGCGGCGGCGGGGGCGCGAACGAGGAGGAGACGUCGGACGACGGGUCGCAGCUGGGCGGCGAGAAGAAGCGGCGGCUGAACGUGGAGCAGGUGCGGACGCUGGAGAAGAACUUCGAGGUGGCCAACAAGCUGGAGCCGGAGCGCAAGAUGCAGCUGGCCCGCGCGCUGGGGCUGCAGCCCCGGCAGGUGGCCAUCUGGUUCCAGAACCGCCGCGCCCGGUGGAAGACAAAGCAGCUGGAGAAGGACUACGACGUGCUCAAGCGCCAGUUCGACGCCGUCAAGGCCGAGAACGACGCCCUCCUCUCCCACAACAAGAAGCUCCAGUCCGAGAUACUGGGACUGAAGGGCUGCAGGGAGGCGGCGUCGGAGCUGAUCAACCUCAACAAGGAGACGGAGGCGUCCUGCAGCAACCGCAGCGAGAACAGCUCCGAGAUCAACCUCGACAUCUCGCGCACGCCGCCGUCCGACGGCCCCAUGGACGCUCCGCCGUCGCACCAGCAGGGGGGCGGCAGCGGCGGGGGAAUGAUCCCCUUCUACCCCUCCGUCGCACGCCCAUCCGCCGGCGUCGACAUCGACCAUCUCCUCCACGCCUCCGUCCCCAAGAUGGAGCACCACCACGGCGGCCCCGACACGGCCAGCUUCGGCAACCUCCUCUGCGGCGUCGACGAGCCGCCGCCGUUCUGGCCGUGGGCGGACCACCAGCAGUUCAACUGAUCGUCCGGCCCGUCGGCCGGCACGAUACAUAUCUUCGUUGCAGUCAAUGACGUCUGCUUUGCUUGCAUGGUCAGCAAUGAGCGUGCAUAAAUAUUCGAUGCGUUUGGAUUCUUGAUGAGGACGUACGUGCGUACGGUGGAGACGGUUGUACAUGCAUGUUUGAUGAGAGGGGGGUUCAGUUCAUCCAUGAGGUGCCUACUGAAGACGAUGGUGAUGCGAUUUGAGUCAUGGUCAUGGAUCGAUCGAGUUGAUGAUGAAUAGUGGGUGGGGGUACUUGUAGGGGAAUAAGUCCGGUGUGUGUGAAGCGUGUCUAGGUAGAUUUUGGAGUUGAAUAGUACCUACCUUUGGUAUUCUUAUUAUUUUUCUUGUUUUUUUCCCUCUCUUUUUUGUUCCCAUACAUAAAUUUGUGAAUUGUGAGGCGGUGUGUUCAUCCGUUGUUGUAUAGGUUAAUGGUGCAUUUGGUGCUUAUUCCCCCUAUUUAUAUAUGGAUUAUGUGAA